Molecule: messenger RNA, 1332 nt
Organism: Electrophorus electricus (electric eel)
Lineage: Eukaryota; Metazoa; Chordata; Actinopteri; Gymnotiformes; Gymnotidae
Gene: pdcd10b
Product: programmed cell death 10b
Biological process (GO): regulation of Golgi organization; positive regulation of MAP kinase activity
Cellular component (GO): FAR/SIP/STRIPAK complex
Molecular function (GO): protein kinase binding
Source: RefSeq, a predicted model, not a curated record
UAAUAUAGUAGCAUAUAAUUAUGCUGUAUAUUACACCAUUCUCUCUGGAGGCACAGGUUUAUAAUGAAAGCUGAUUGGUCAACAUGGGGAAGUUAUCAUGAAAGUCUCGGUUCACAAAACUUCCGCCUUUCGAAGUUAAAAAGAAAACAGCUAGCUAGCUGUAUUUGCUAGAUAGGUCAAUUGCCGCUGUUUCUCUUUGGAUUUACUUUCAUCCGAAGACGAGAGAAGUCUACAGCACUUUUUAAAGGAUAGUAAGUUCUAGCCUGCUUCAGUUACCCAUUUGGUGGGCUAUCCAUUGAGGAUGACAAUGGAAGAGAUGAAGAAUGAAGCUGAGACAAGUUCAAUGGUCUCUAUGACAUUAUAUGCUGUCAUGUACCCGGUCUUCAAUGAGUUGGAGAGGAUAAACCUAUCAGCAGCACAGACACUGCGUGCAGCUUUCAUUAAAGCAGAGAAAGAAAAUCCAGGGCUUACUCAGGACAUUAUAAUGAAGAUCCUAGAGAAGAAGAAUGUUGAGAUCAACUUUACAGAGUCGCUACUUCGCAUGGCUGCAGAUGAUGUUGAAGAGUACAUGAUUGAGAGACCAGAGCAGGAGUUCCAGGACUUGAAUGACAAAGCCAGGGCUCUUAAACAAAUCCUAAGCAAAAUCCCAGAUGAGAUCAACGACAGAGUGCGCUUCCUUCAGACCAUAAAAGACAUAGCCAGUGCCAUAAAGGAACUACUAGACACAGUCAACAUUGUGUUUAAGAAAUAUCAAUAUCAGAACCGCAGGGCACUUGAACACCAAAAGAAGGAGUUUGUGAAGUACUCGAAAAGCUUUAGUGACACACUAAAAACGUACUUCAAAGAUGGAAAGGCAAUAAAUGUCUUCAUCAGUGCCAACAGGCUGAUCCACCAAACCAACUUAAUAUUGCAGACAUUCAAAACUGUUGCCUAAAGUGUGUGCUUGUGAGUCCUAUGUGAGAUCAAGGCCCAAGUAAUUUGUCAUUUUCAAAGGGUUUUUCUUCAUCCCUCCCCCUCAUUUUUUUGGACAGUAUAAUUUAACAGUCAUCACUUAGAAGAGCUGGAGAUGAGGGGUCUCUGAUAAAAUAGUUUGCUCUUAGUUGGCUCUUUUGCUUACUAAUCAUGAUUUCACUACUUUUGUGUUAUUGUUCCACUCAAGUUAAGCCAAAAGAUUUAUGCGCCUUAAAGAGUCCUGCAACAUUCCUCCUAUCCAGAGUGUAAAUAAUCCUACUCUGUCUUGACUAGGCAGAAAGAAUAAGACUAGAAACCUAUGUAUUUAACAGAUGACAAAGGUUCAAUAAAUAGUUUCCAAAUGUUGACAUUUUAAACUUC